AUGCUUACAACAUAUGAGAUGCUAAUCCGUGAAGAGCAAUAUUUCAAGCGAAUCUGGUCCGCAGUGUUUGUGGAUGAAGCGCAUCGUUUGAAAUCAAACAAAUCCAUUCUACAUCAAAUUAUGCAUAAAAUGCUAAUCCGUGAGGAGCAAUAUUUCAAGCGAAUCUGGUCCGCAGUGUUUGUGGAUGAAGCACAUCGUUUGAAAUCAAAAAAAUCCAUUCUACAUCAAAUUAUACAUAAAAUGCAUGUCGAAUUCACUGUACUUUUGACUGGAACACCUGUUCAGAACAACCUUAACGAGCUCUACUCACUUUUAUCAUUAAUUGAUAGCAAAAUUUUUCCACUGGAGAACGAAGAUCAAUUUAUUGCGAAGUAUCGGAAUACUGGCGAUCGGAAAGUUGCCGACGAGCUGCAACAGUUGCUUUCCAAGUACAUGUUUCGUCGAACCAAGGAAAUGCUCAGUAUUGGAAUACCUGAUAGUUCUGAACUUAUCAUAUAUCACCGAAUAACGGAAAUCCAAAAAAAUCUUUAUCUUGCUACACUCACCAAAAAUUACGAGUUUUUUGAAAGCAUGGAUGCAAGAAAAACUCAGGCAUCCGGCAACAAGAUGUCAUUGCUCAAUAUUUUGAUGCAGUUGCGCAAAUGCGUUGCCCAUCCAUACUUGUUUGAUGGUGUUGAGCCAGAACCAUUUGAAGAAGGCGAUCAUUUGUUCGAAGUUAGCGGAAAAUUUUUUUUGCUCGAUCGUUUGCUUGCUUUUUUGCAUCAAAAAGGACAUCGCUACAGCUAUCAGCGCUUGGAUGGAAGUGUGAGAGCGGAGGAGCGUUUUGCAGCAAUAAAUCGUUUCCAGGGUGAUCCAGAAACAUUUUGCUUUCUUCUGUCAACUCGAGCGGGUGGCCUUGGUCUGAAUCUAACGGGGGCCGACACUGUGAUUUUUUUGGAUUCAGAUUUCAAUCCACAGAAUGAUAUCCAAGCUGCAGCACGAUGUCAUCGAAUUGGGCAGACAAAGCCGGUGAAAAUUAUACGUUUGAUUGCGCGUUACACUGUUGAAGAUAUGAUUCUGUGUCGUGCCGCGCGAAAACUGCAAAUGACUGAACAAAUUUUGGGCAGUACUGAUGAUAUUAAAAGAGACCUCACAGCUGCAGAAAUCUCGGACAUAAUUGUGAAAGGUAUGAGUCGCCUUCACGAUGAAACGACAACCCUAGAACUGCUGGAUAUGGAAGCCAUCGAGAGACUGCUUGGCAAAACUGAUGAAAAUGGACACUGGGUUAUCGUAAGGGAGAAGGAUGAACGAGAGAGCUCCGCUGAAGGGGGAACAACAAAAGGGAACGGUGAUGAAAUGGAGAAUAUGUACAUCUUUGAAGGACGUGACUACAAACAAGAUAUUGCGGUUUUGCAAAAUAUUGUAGGCGAGGAGACAACAGGAGCAGAUGAUGAUACUCGACGAAUUGCUCGAAACCACCCACCGUCCGGAACAGUUGAAAGGCGAACGCGUAAACCGUUAUCCAAAGAAGAGAUUGAGGAGAGGCAGAGAAAACGCAAAGAAACUCUCGAAAAGAAGGAAAAGCUGAGAAAAGAGGAAGCGGAGAGGAAGAAAAAGGAGCGGGAAGCUAGGAAAAUCAUGAAGUGGCAAAAAAAUAAUUACGUGAGCGGAUCGCUUCCGUUGCCGGACGAACCGGCUGAACCUUAUGAAAACGAGAGCGCUGAUCACUGUGGACCUCAUUUUGUCUAUGGCAGUGUUACAGAAACUCAACGGGCUCCCAGUGACGAUUGCGAUAAUGCUCUGAUUGUUCAUGUUGUUGAUGAUAGUGGAUCGUUUGGCCGUGGAGGAGUAUUCGAUGCACUGAGGGUGAAAAGUCAACAAGUUGUUGAUGUGUACGAGUUAGCCGGGAAAAUGGGUGAUUUGCAUGUUGGCGAUGCACACCUGGUUAAGAAUAUUGCCGAAGAGUUGCCGAUAACUCCUUUGCGACAAGGAAGUAGUUUUCGAAACGCCGAUGAUGAUGAUGAGCCAACAACUUCCGGGCAACAUAGCAAAUGGAAGGUUUCAGCUGUUUUGCUGGUAGCACAGCACUAUCGUAAACGAGAUGAAAUAAGCCAAGAUGUACUGGCAAAAUGUCUUCGAAAACUUGCUUCAUACGCGAUAGAUUCGGGUGCUCGAAGUAUACAUAUGCCACGUAUUGGAUACGAUAAACGAAAUAUCAGCUGGUAUGCCAUCGAACGGCUAAUUUGCCGAAUUUUGGUCGCCCGAGGUAUUCACACUUACAUUUAUUAUUUCAACCGCAGAGCCAGCACCAGUGCUGCUUCGGACAUCGCACCCGUUGUUACGAACAGCAAUGAAAAUAGCAACCCAGCUAAACGACGAAAAGUGGAACAAGCUGAGGAAUGA
Gongylonema pulchrum is the source of this 2382-nucleotide messenger RNA. The record is from the annotation of a GenBank genome assembly. Lineage: Eukaryota; Metazoa; Nematoda; Chromadorea; Rhabditida; Gongylonematidae.